This is a messenger RNA of Peronospora farinosa, 492 nucleotides long. The record is from the annotation of a GenBank genome assembly. NCBI's taxonomy places the organism in Eukaryota, Oomycota, Peronosporomycetes, Peronosporales, Peronosporaceae.
AUGAAGUUUGCCGUCAUCACCAUCGCUGCCAUCGUCGCUAUGAUGAACGUCGUCACCGGUACCAUUGCCGGAGUCGACAUGUCCGCUUCGGAUCCGGCCACGACCGUGCUGUCACAGUCCAAGGCGCUCGAGGCGGCUAAACACAACUCCAUGCCCGAUGGCGUCGAGUUCACCGGAUCCAUUGAGCAAAUCGACCAGCCCGCCGACGCGAAAGAGAUUCUGGAGGUAAUGCAGACCAAGCACGACGACGCUGACAAUGCUGGCAAGCAGGAGGGUUUCGGAUGGGGUCAUGGUCGUCGUUUUGGAUGGGGUCACGGCGGUUGGGGCAGCUGGGGCGGAUGGGCUGGUUUCGGGCCCUACCGCUUCGGCUUCCGCUGCGGGGGCGUCCCCGGAUGGGCAUACCCGCUCAGCUACUGGAACAUCUUCGGCGCCGGUCUUUACGGCGGUGGCUGCAGUCUUGGCAUGCCUUUUGGAGGCCUCUACUACUGCUAA